This is a messenger RNA of Helobdella robusta, 1496 nucleotides long. RefSeq lists its product as hypothetical. The record is from RefSeq and is a predicted model, not a curated record. Bases 1 to 1464 code for a protein of 487 amino acids. Gene Ontology annotation, biological process: regulation of transcription by RNA polymerase II; negative regulation of DNA-templated transcription. The transcript has 11 exons. Gene Ontology annotation, molecular function: DNA-binding transcription factor activity, RNA polymerase II-specific; metal ion binding; RNA polymerase II cis-regulatory region sequence-specific DNA binding. NCBI's taxonomy places the organism in Eukaryota, Metazoa, Annelida, Clitellata, Rhynchobdellida, Glossiphoniidae. Gene Ontology annotation, cellular component: nucleus.
AUGGAGUCUAACGAAGAAGAAUUAGCUGAUUCUCUUAAUAAUCACAAAAUACAAUUAAAAGCAGUAGAAGACCUUUUAAUGAUAAAACCUUCUGAUGAACUAGUAGAAUUGAAAGAGGACAUCAUGCAGUUGAUCAAGUUAACUGAAGAAAGCCUGUUAGCUUUGAAAAAAAGUAACCUUUUAGCUUUUGUGGAUGCUAAUGAAAGUGCUGUACAAACCUUAGACAUUGAAAGAGAGGACUCAGUAUUUACAGAAAGCAAGGAUCAUUUAGAUGAUGACGACGACGACGACGAUGAUAAUGACGACGACGACGAUGAUGAUAAACUUGAUGGGUUAUACGGUUUAAAAUGCAGAGUACCUUAUUUCCAUAGUUGGGGAGAGAUGAGUUAUCAAAAUGCUUUUGUGUUCUGUCGGGAGCCGCAGAAAGAUAAGGUUAGAGUGCUUUUCUGUAAUCCCACUCACGAUUCCAUGAAACUCUGUCCAUACUUCAUUGAAGGUAGAUGUAAAUUCAAAGAUUCCCAAUGCAGGUCAUUAAAGGUAGGCAGCAAAUGUCUUGGAAAGGAUAGUGACGAGUUGUGGCGUCCGGGUGUUGUCGUUGACAUCAUUCGGUCUGGAGAAAAUGAUUGCGAUGAUCAAAAGGUUGAAGAGGCAGAUGUUAAGAUCAAAAUUAUGUUUGAUGGCCACCACAUUGUGCAGUUUGAUUUGCACGAUGUUUUACCUAUUGAUGAUAACAUAGAUAACAUAGAUGAGAUGAGCACAGACAAUGAAAUUAGUGAAUCAGCAACACUUACUUGUAACAGAGAGGCAGAAGAUCUGAAAAUUCAAACAUCUGAAAAGUUGGGUUCGUGGGAGCAGCACACGAGAGGGAUAGGUUCGAAGUUGAUGUUGAAGAUGGGAUAUAUUAUUGGAGAGGGGUUGGGAAAAAACAGUGACGGAAGAUCUCUUCCUGUGCCAGUAAAUAUUCUUCCAGCUGGCAAAUCAUUGGAUAAAAUAAUGGAGAUGAAAGAAAGGUAUAAUGGGUAUUUAUCAGCUCAUGCGCUCGAUAAAAAACCGUCAAAGAAUUCGAAACAUCAUUUUAAAAAACCGUCUACAAAUAUUUUCGAUGUUUUAAAUAAAAAAGUAUUUGAUCAGAGGCAUGUAAAACACAAAAAACAAUCGUGGCAAAUUAAAGGCCAUCAACGAAAACAUAUAUCCGCAGAGGAAUUAAAUAAGAAAUCAGACAAAGAUAUAAACAUUCAAUUGAUGGAGACAGCUGACGAAUUGCGGAGAUCGAACGAGGAAAUGCAGAAACUGAAAAUGAGUCUGGAGAGAAACAUUCUGAGGGGGGAUAAAAUCGUCUCUAAAAAAAUAGAAGAGAAGAUUCAAAGUCUUACGAAUUACCAAUCACUUUUAAAUACAUCAGAAAUGUUCAUGAACAAGCAGAAGAAAUCUAGAAAAACAAUGGAAGAAUUGACCAAAUUUUAGUUAAUUGAAUGUAAUAUAUUUGUUUUUUUAUA